UUUUUAAUUGUAUUAUAAUUUAUAGUAAUUUCAAUUCCCAAUCAAUAAUCAAAUGGCCUCAAGUGACAGUCGAGAGGAUGACAUCAAUAGUCCGGUGUCUUCGCCGGGCGUUCCCUUCCAGGAGGAGGAGGACAUCGCCGACGACAAUAUGAUCACUGAUGACGAGUCCGCCGCCAGCCCUCAGGCCAGUGGCCAACAGAAUAGGCCCGCCAUAAGAGACGGUCGACUCCGCGAUCACAACCUCUCCGAUGACGAGAGCGGCGAAGAGCUGUUCGGCGAUAACUUUGAACGCGAUUAUAGGCCGCGACCGGAGCUCGACGUCUACGAGACGGAAAUGUUGGACGACUCGGUCGGUGUGUCGGAGCUAUCGCUCGGCGAACGCAUCACCGCUGAGGCAGAGAUGAGGGCCAGAGAUCGCGCUGAGGGCCGUCUCGCGGGUCGUAUGCGAAGGGGUCUCGAUAUGUAUGACGACAGCGAAGAGGGCAGCGAUGAUCGGCCGCACGUACGGCGCCGACAGCUUCGGGCGCAACAGCGAAGGGCUGAACUGUUUGGUGAGGGAGAGGCCGAAGAGAUGAUCGAGAGUAUUGAGAAUCUGGAGGACACCCGAGGCAUGACUGUCCGCGAAUGGGUCGUCCAAAUGGCGCCGAAG
Molecule: messenger RNA, 649 nt
Organism: Medioppia subpectinata
Lineage: Eukaryota; Metazoa; Arthropoda; Arachnida; Sarcoptiformes; Oppiidae
Source: the annotation of a GenBank genome assembly